UGGGAUUGAAGUGUGUUUUACUGUUUUUAUUUCGCUGGUGUCACGAAUUUCCGUGAAAAUGACGUCUUUUUCAUCAGCAACUUUGGAGAAGAAAUUAUCUGAUCUUUCCAACACUCAACACAGUGUCCAGACGCUUUCGCUGUGGCUUAUUCACCACAGAAAACACGCUAAAGCGAUCGUACAGUCCUGGUACAAAGAACUGACGAAAGCAAGGACAAGCAAAAAGCUUACCUUCAUGUUCCUGGCUAAUGAUGUACUCCAAAAUGGAAAAAGGAAAGGCACAGAGUUUUUAAAUGAAUUUAAACAUGUCUUAUCAGCUGCGUUUCAGCAUUGUGCACAGGGCGGAUCAGUGGAAGCUAUACGUGGUCUUGAAAGGCUGAUAUCAAUAUGGACUGAGAGAAAUGUGUAUGAAGCAACUUUCUUAGUGAAGCUACACAAGUGUUUGGGUGAGUUUCUGUAUACAGUGCUGGGGAAAACAGUUUUUUUCUUUGCUUUAUUAGGAGAGCCAGAGGAUUUAAUUAAAGCAUUAAUGGAGCUUGAAAACUCAGCUUCACAAGAUGCUGCUGUCAGAGAAAAGAUUGCUAAUUUACCAGCUGAAGUCCAAGAUGUGUCACUUUUAGAAAAAAUUGAAGAUAAAGAAACUGGCGAUCGUCUCUCCAAAAUUGUCGAUGAAGCUUGUUUAUUAUUGGCGGACUAUAAUGGUAGACUUGCUGCCGAGCUAGAAGAUAGAACAACAAUAUCCAAAAUGCUGGCUGCAUUUAUACAGCUCCAGAAAGAUAAACUAGCAGAAUCAGAGAAAAAACUUGAGGAAUACAAGGCCAAACAGGAAAAAGUUCAACUUGUCAGACAAGAGCUCAAAUCCCAUUUAGAAAAUCUUCCAGACCUAACGAAGCUUCCAGAUCUAGCAGGAGGUUUAGCCCCGUUGCCUUCUGCAGGAGAUUUAUUUGCUUCCGGAAAUAAGUCAUGAGAGUAACGAACUUUGUUAAAAAUGUUUGACUGGUAUAUAAUUUAUUAAUGUCUUUAGUACAUUUAAACAAAAAAAACUAACUCCUGGGCUUUUAAAUAUCUGUUAAUUCAAGAGCGACGUCUUAUAAAUACGCGACGUGGAUGGUACAUGUAUAUUUAUAAGGCGGGUAAAAUGUCCCGUGAGUGGUGAAGAAUUAAGAAAACAAAGAAUCACAGGUUUUGUAGGAAAAAUAGAAUUACUCAAUCUGAAUAUUGUUGAAUAAUAAACAGUGACCGGAGGGAAAAUGAUUUCUCGAUCGAAAUUAUUGUUAAACGUAUACAUUUCCUUCACUUUA
This is a messenger RNA of Pocillopora damicornis (cauliflower coral), 1301 nucleotides long. Its product is annotated as regulation of nuclear pre-mRNA domain-containing protein 1B. Lineage: Eukaryota; Metazoa; Cnidaria; Anthozoa; Scleractinia; Pocilloporidae. Gene Ontology annotation, biological process: mRNA 3'-end processing. Gene Ontology annotation, molecular function: RNA polymerase II complex binding. The record is from RefSeq and is a predicted model, not a curated record.